Messenger RNA from Dictyostelium discoideum AX4, 1673 nucleotides. RefSeq lists its product as hypothetical. Gene Ontology annotation, molecular function: DNA-directed DNA polymerase activity; RNA-directed DNA polymerase activity; transferase activity. The annotation marks the transcript as partial. The transcript is spliced from 2 exons. Gene Ontology annotation, biological process: DNA biosynthetic process; RNA-templated DNA biosynthetic process. Lineage: Eukaryota; Evosea; Eumycetozoa; Dictyosteliales; Dictyosteliaceae. The record is from RefSeq and is a predicted model, not a curated record.
AUGUCUACCACUGUUAAUAAUAACGAAGCCUCUAGUAGUAGUACCUCUGCCUCUAAUAGCGCUGAAUCCUUUGAUUUAAGAAUGAAAUCAAUGGAAGAUCAAAUCAACAACCUUUCCUUAGCCUUUACAAGAUUCAUGAAAGAACCUAUGUUCUCUUCUAAUACCAAUUCAAGUAGCCAACCUUCUCAUGAUAACUCUGACACCGAGAAUGAACAAAGUGAAGAUGAAUCAAGUAACAAUGUCGAUGUUCCAACCGAUUAUCAAUUAUCCGAUACCUUACUUGGUCAGUACAAACAUAUGGUAAACAAUCAAGGUUUACUCGUCGAAGAAGAAUGUAUCCUCAAGAAAGAUGAGAUAUCCGAAUUGAAUAAAGUAUUCAACUUUCCAUCUAACUUCCAAGUGAAUGUCGCUCCAUUCGGUACACCUGAAGGUAUUACUGUAUCAUCCAACGUCAAGAACAAUGAUACUGACUUGUUGAUUGUCGAAAAGCGAAUCAACGAUAGCUUGAAACCUUUGCUUCUCAUGUCAAGUAUGUUAUCAUCUGAUAGCUCUAAUGUCGAUGUAGAACUUAUUAGUUACUUAACUCAGAGUGCAAUCGUCUUAGCCGUUAAUGCUCAAGCAUCGCUUAGUCGUGUCCGUCGUAACAACAUCGCUAAAGAAAUCUAUGGUUCUGAAGUACUCUUACCAAUUAAGAUCAAGGAUACACCAAAGAUGUUUGAUGAAACUGAAACUGAACGUGUAAGAAAGCUAGCCAAGUCAAUCAGAAAGAACAACGAAGCUAAACAAUCAUUGUUAAAAUUGAAUUAUCAUUCCAAGUCCAAUGUCAAGAAAUCAGUUAACUCAAGUGGUAAUAACACUACAGGAAACAGUAGUAAUAGUAAAUCCAGUAGUGGGAGUAAUGGCCGAUCUAACAACUUCAAUGGAUCACCAAAAGAACAAGAAGUAAACUUACCAGUAGGUGGACGUCUGUUCCACCACAAACAAGUUUGGAAAGAAUUGGGUCUUCCAAACUUUUGUCAAGAGUUCGUAAAUGGAUUAAAAAUCCAUCUGCUUCCAAAUUUCAAGCCGAUGCUAAACCCAAUUCCGAUUUCAAUUCCGGAGGGUCCGAAAUCAGAUUGCAUCACAAAGGAAGUACAAGACUUGUUAUUAGACGAUGCCAUCGAACAAGUACUUCCAAACCGUUAUUCAAAGCGCGUUUUUUACUCCAACGUGUUUACGGUUCCAAAACCUGGAACGAAUCUACAUCGUCCAGUUCUAGAUUUAAAAAGGUUAAACACUUACAUCAACAACCAAUCAUUCAAGAUGGAAGGAAUCAAGAAUCUACCAUCAAUGGUCAAACAAGGUUAUUACAUGGUAAAACUCGAUAUCAAGAAAGCCUACCUCCACGUAUUAGUAGAUCCACAAUACAGAGACUUAUUCCGCUUCGUGUGGAAAGGUUCGCACUACCGUUGGAAAACAAUGCCGUUCGGGCUAUCGACAGCUCCUCGUAUCUUUACAAUGCUGUUAAGACCUGUACUUCGAAUGUUGAGAGAUAUCAAGGUAUCCGUCAUCGCUUACUUGGACGAUCUAUUAAUCGUAGGUUCAACAAAAGAAGAAUGUUUAUCCAACUUCAAAAAGACAAUGGAAUUACUUGUCAAACUAGGUUUCAAGUUAAACCUAGAAAAGAGUGUUCU